GAAAGUGCCCAGCCAGGACGGGGAGGGGACUCGGAGAGGCUAGAGUUCCUGAGCUGACCCUGGAGAUGGCUGCUGCUCUCAAAGUCACCGCUGCCAAUCGGGAAAAGGUCCAGAAAGUUCAGACUCAGAUCUGCUCUGAGGCUCACCGUCUCAUCUCGAGCCGUCUGCCAGAAAAGAUACGGGAGCUGGAAUCUCUGCUGACGGCUGACAUCCUGAACGUGUCUGACCUGUCCCUGGUUCACGGAGAACUGGACAUCCCCAUCCCGGACCCCCCGAAAAAGGAUGAGGAGAAUUCCAACGGAUCGUCAGAGGCGGAAGAUGGGAAGGAGAAAAAGGAGAAACCCCCAAAAUGUGGCCUGAUCAAGGCCAAUGAGAAGAUUCUGAACUUGGUGCAAUGUGUCAAACCGCAACUCAACGAACUCAAAGAAGCCUGCAUCGUGAUAACCGCCUGGAUCCAGUACAUGGUGCCAAAGAUCGAAGAUGGGAAUGAUUUUGGCGUCGCCAUUCAGGAAAAGAUUCUGGAGCGGACAGCAGCAGUCAAGACCAAGGUGGAAGGGUUUCAGACCAGCAUCACAAAGUAUUUCACGGAGCGCGGAGAUGCAGUGGCCAAAGCCUCCAAAGACACACACGUGAUGGAUUAUCGCCAACUGGUCCACGAGAAAGAUGAGGCGGCCUACAUGGAGCUCAGGGCGAUGGUCAUGGACAUCAGGGGCUUCUAUGUGGAACUGCUGGACAUUAUCCUGAAAAACAAGGAGAAGAUCACCAAUCCCAAGGGAGAGGAGAAAGCGUUGUCCAUGUACUGAGACACUCAAGGUCCACGGGGAGCCGGGUUCAGAGAGAGAGGAUACUGGGUGGGUGGGGGGGGUGUCGCGUGGGUAAAGGUGGUGAAGGACAUUAAACUAUUGUCGAUGGGCAACUGGGCAGCCACGUCUGCCCACGUUCUGUGCACUUACAGCCAAGGUGGGGGGAGGGGGUGCGGUCCCACACAGACUGACGCCCGCCCGCCCGCCCACGGCUUUGUGAACGUGAAUAAAUUUCUACCUUGCGUGA
Messenger RNA from Hemiscyllium ocellatum (epaulette shark), 1050 nucleotides. It is a transcript of the gene psme2, whose product is annotated as proteasome activator subunit 2. Gene Ontology annotation, cellular component: nucleoplasm; proteasome activator complex; cytoplasm. Gene Ontology annotation, biological process: positive regulation of endopeptidase activity; regulation of G1/S transition of mitotic cell cycle; regulation of proteasomal protein catabolic process. The coding region runs from base 66 to 803 and encodes 245 amino acids. The transcript has 11 exons. Gene Ontology annotation, molecular function: endopeptidase activator activity. NCBI's taxonomy places the organism in Eukaryota, Metazoa, Chordata, Chondrichthyes, Orectolobiformes, Hemiscylliidae. The record is from RefSeq and is a predicted model, not a curated record.